ACCCUCCCGGGCUGGGUCAGGGCGCACAGUCCAGCCCCUGGUGUGGAGGCGUGACGGGCCAGCCGGCUAGGGUGGUCACUGUCGCCUCCUGGCUCCGCUCCCGCCGCCUGUCGCCUGCAGUACCCCCACCCUUCCCCUCCCUUCCCGCUCCUCCCUCCCUCCUUCUCUCCUUCCGUUCCUCCCUCCUACCGUCAGUCCCCCCAUCUCUGCUCAGCUUCUCCACAGCGCGGCUCAGACACCCGAAGGGACAGAAGCGGGCACAGGAGCCCCGACAGGCGGCAGCGGAGGAGUGGGACGGUCAGUCCAGCGGCGGCCUCCGCAUGGCCCCGCCGUGAGAGGCUGGACCCAGCGACUGGGGCCAGGAGCGAAGCUGAGGACAUGGCCCAGUGCCCAGUGUUGGCAGAACCUCCAUGCCAUCCCAUUCCCAACUGCAGGAGGAUAUGGCAGGGCAGGUCGAGUGGAGUCCCACGAGCUUCCAGCACUGGGCGGAAGCAUUGCCUGCCAUGGAUGAGGAUAAGCUCCCAUCUGUACUACCUGGAGGAGAUGAUGCCACUUGGGACCCCAGCCUGGAGCCUGAAGAGGAGCCUGGGAUCCAGAAUGGAAUGCUAGCCAGUGAGGACCUGAAUAGCAGCCACAACAGCACAGGACAUGAGAUAAGGGGCACCCUGACGGACACUGAGGAGCCCACCAAGGGCCCAGACAUGGCCCUCCACAGCCUCAGCCUUGGUCUCUCCCUCACCAAUGGCCUAGCCCUGGGGCCAGAUUUGAACAUUCUGGCAGAUUCUACAGAGGCUACACCCUGGAGGGCUGGUGCACUGGUGGAAGGGGAUGAUGCUUCCAGGAGCCUUUGUCCAGACGCUGAGGACUGUCAGCUGGGGCUGGGUGGCCCUGGAGAGCCAGAUGUGCGGGACGGCUUCAGCGCCACCUUUGAGAAGAUUGUGGAGUCGGAGCUGCUGCGAGGCACCCAGUAUAGCAGCUUGGACUCCCUAGACGUGCUGAGCCUCACGGACGAGAGCGACAGCUGCGUCAGUUUUGAGGCCCCCCUCACACCCCUCAUCCAGCAGCGGGCCCGUGACAGCCCUGAGCCAGGGGCUGGCUUGGGCAUUGGGGAUCUGGGGACCCAGGGGGACAUGGGAGCAGCUGGCGGUGAUGGGGAGCUGGGCAGCCCCCUGCGGCGCUCCAUCUCCAGCAGCCGCUCAGAGAAUGUGUUGAGCCGCCUGUCUGUCGCGGCCAUGCCCAAUGGCUUCCAUGGAGAUGGAUCCCGGGGCCCGGGCGGGGACGAGGAGGAAGAGGACGAGGAGGAGGAGGAAGACACAGACAAGUUGCUGAACUCGGCCAGCGACCCCAGCCUAAAGGAUGGCCUGUCCGACUCAGACUCAGAGCUGAGCAGCUCGGAGGGGCUGGAGCCUGGUAGCACAGACACGCUGGCCAACGGGUGCCAGGGUGUCAGUGAAGCUGCUCGCCGACUGGCUCGCCGCCUCUACCAUCUCGAGGGCUUCCAGCGCUGUGACGUUGCCCGGCAGCUGGGCAAGAACAACGAGUUCAGCAGGCUGGUGGCCGGGGAGUACCUCAGCUUCUUUGACUUCUCAGGCCUGACUCUGGACAGAGCACUCAGAACCUUCCUGAAGGCCUUCCCACUGAUGGGGGAGACGCAGGAACGCGAGCGGGUUCUUACUCACUUUUCUCGUCGGUAUUGCCAGUGCAACCCUGAUGACAGCACCUCGGAAGAUGGGAUCCACACGCUCACCUGUGCCCUGAUGCUGCUCAACACGGACCUGCACGGACAUAACAUUGGCAAGAAGAUGUCCUGCCAGCAAUUCAUUGCCAACUUGGACCAGCUGAAUGAUGGCCGAGACUUUUCCAAAGACCUGCUGAAGACCCUUUACAACUCCAUCAAGAAUGAAAAGCUGGAAUGGGCCAUUGAUGAGGAUGAGCUGAGAAAAUCACUGUCUGAGCUGGUGGAUGACAAGUUUGGGACAGGCACAAAGAAGGUGACACGGAUCCUCGAUGGUGGCAACCCCUUCCUGGAUGUCCCGCAGGCUCUCAGCGCCACCACCUACAAGCAUGGUGUGCUGACCCGGAAGACUCACGCCGACAUGGAUGGCAAGAGGACGCCCCGUGGGAGGCGUGGCUGGAAGAAAUUCUACGCAGUGCUCAAAGGGACCAUCCUGUACCUGCAGAAGGACGAGUACAGGCCUGACAAAGCUUUGUCUGAGGGCGACUUGAAGAACGCCAUUCGCGUGCACCAUGCUCUGGCCACCAGGGCCUCCGACUACAGCAAGAAGUCUAACGUACUCAAGCUGAAGACGGCCGACUGGAGGGUCUUCCUGUUCCAGGCACCGAGCAAGGAAGAAAUGCUGUCCUGGAUCCUUAGGAUCAACCUGGUGGCCGCCAUCUUCUCAGCCCCCGCCUUCCCAGCGGCUGUCAGCUCCAUGAAGAAGCUCUGUCGCCCCCUGCUGCCCUCCUGCACCACUCGCCUCUGCCAGGAGGAGCAGCUGCGUUCUCAUGAGAAUAAGUUGAGGCAGGUGACUGCAGAGCUGGCUGAGCACAGUUGCCACCCAGUUGAGAGGGGCCACAAGUCCAAGGAGGCGGAAGAGAACCGGCUGAAGGAGCAUUAUCUCAUGUUUGAGAAAAGCCGUUAUGAGACCUAUAUCCACCUCCUGGCUGUGAAAAUCAAAGUGGGCUCAGAUGACUUGGAGCGGAUUGAGGCCCGGCUGGCCACCUUGGAAGGAGAUGAUCCUUCUCUCCGCAAGACGCACUCGAGCCCUGCCCUCAGCCAGGGCCAUGGAACUGUGACUGGCAGCAAAGCCACGAAGGAUACCACUGAGCCUGAUACUUAGCUGGCAUGGAUGGGCAGGACUCAGAGGCAGACAGAUGCCCCCAGAGGGGUCAGUGAGCACAAUUCCAUCCAGGGGCCACUCAGACCUGCUCCAGGCAGUUGAUGGGCAGCCAGAGGGGUGUGGAGAGCCUCGUGGGCCAAGGAGAUGAA
This is a messenger RNA of Rhinolophus ferrumequinum (greater horseshoe bat), 2989 nucleotides long. RefSeq names its product pleckstrin and Sec7 domain containing 2 (gene PSD2). The transcript is spliced from 16 exons. The record is from RefSeq and is a predicted model, not a curated record. The coding region runs from base 411 to 2840 and encodes 809 amino acids. Gene Ontology annotation, biological process: regulation of ARF protein signal transduction. Gene Ontology annotation, molecular function: guanyl-nucleotide exchange factor activity; protein binding; phospholipid binding. NCBI's taxonomy places the organism in Eukaryota, Metazoa, Chordata, Mammalia, Chiroptera, Rhinolophidae.